AAUUCAAAAUUAUAUUAAAAAAAAGUAGUUUAAAAUUUUUUCUCAUUGGUAUAAAAUAGUUUUUUAAUAUUAUGAUAAGUUACUAGAUUUAUAACUAUAAAAUAAAUAUUAUUUUUGUAAAUAAUAGACUUCGUUAUAAAAAUACAUAUGAAAAUAAAUAUUCUUUUUAAUUUUAUAACUAUAUUGUAUAAUUUAUUUUUUUUAAGUAUUAUUAAUUUUUUAUAUACGUAAAAUAGCUAUUUGAAAUCUAUAUAUUAUAUUAUACAUGAAGUUACGUAUUCAAGAAAGUAAGUAAAAGUUUUAACCUUCAAAGUAAGUUGUAUAUAUAUAAUUUUAAUUUUUAAAAUUUGUAUAAUAUAUUGACAACUAAAUUAAAAAAAAUUUCUCAGACAAGAAAAAUUAUAAAUUUAAGAAAAAACUACAAACAAUUUCUCAAAAAAUCAUUAUAAUUUAUUAAAGAAGAAUGUCAAUAUUAUUACGACUUGUUCGUUCUCAUAGAAUUAAGAAUGGAUUGAUGUUUUUAAAACCAAAAGAGAUUAAAAUAUAUAAUAGAAUAUAUCGUAGUGAUUUACCAACUCAAAAAACUGAAAAAGAAAAUUUAUAUGAAGUAAAAAAUGCAUGGGUUAGUUAUGGAUUUGACAAUGAAAAUAAGGAAAAUGAUCGUCAAGCCAUGCAUAUAACAUUUUUUACUUGUAUCUCUGUAGUUUUAAUAUUUGGAGCUCUUAUAAUUGGUUAUGCACCAGAUCCACUUCUGAAAGAUUGGGCUCAACGUGAAGCAUAUCUACAGCUUCGCUAUAGAGAAGAAAAUGGUUUACCAUUAAUUGAUCCGAAUUUAAUAGAUCCAUCAAAAUUUACUCUUCCAAGUGAGGAGGAAAUAGUUGAUGUUGAAAUAAUUAUUUAAACAUUUCCAAAAUAUUCAGUAUGGAAAAAAUUAGUUAUUUUUAUUAGUUAUAAAAAGUUAUUAUCUUUAUUAUUCUAUAUAUUUAUAUCGCAUAUUAUAUCAUAUUUAAAAAAAUAUUUAUCUGUACAAUAUAUAAUAAAUGAUUUUUAUCUAAAA
Molecule: messenger RNA, 1057 nt
Organism: Apis cerana (Asiatic honeybee)
Lineage: Eukaryota; Metazoa; Arthropoda; Insecta; Hymenoptera; Apidae
Gene: NP15.6
Product: NADH dehydrogenase [ubiquinone] 1 beta subcomplex subunit NP15.6
Cellular component (GO): respiratory chain complex I
Source: RefSeq, a predicted model, not a curated record